GAUCCAUUCAUGAUCCAAACGUCCAUCACGUGUGCGUCCUGUUGUUUUCCCAAUGUUUUGGGAUAUGCGGGGUAUCACCUUUCUUUACGGAACCAGCCUAUGACAUGGACCGUGGAGCCGAGUUCCUGAACGUUAGCCAAAGCUGAGAAGUUCGUUAUAAGACUCUCUGGUUUCCUGAUCUAAGCCGCUCAGCUUUUCUUUCGUCCCCACAUUUAAUCCAACAUGUCGGAGGUUAGGACUUCCCUGCCUUCUACAGAGCACCCAAGUCUCUCAGAAAAGGGAGCUGCUCAUCAGGACGAAGAAAAAUCAAUCCCAAGUGAACCUAGUCAACUCUACAAUGCACACAUUGACGUCUCUGGGGUGGAUGAGCGCAAGUUGAUGAGGAAAGUCGACUGGCGCACCAUUCCAUGGCUCUCGUUCCUCUACUUGCUAUGCUUUUUGGACCGAACAAGUAUUGGAAAUGCAAAACUAUACAACAUGGAACAAGACCUUCACAUCACCGACACCCAAUACCUUAUUGCCCUCACAAUCUUCUUCUUCUCGUACUCAAUAUUUGAGGUGCCCUCCAAUAUCUUUCUAAAGCGCCUGAGGCCGUCAAUAUGGCUCUCAUUGUUAAUGUUAUUGUGGGGGGUGAUGAUGGUAUACUUUCUCUUGCUUACUCAUAUUAUGGGCAUUAAUAUAGCGGCAUAUAGACUGUACAAGGUCUGGUGCACGAUUACGGCGGCCUCCUUGAAAACUGAGGUCUACUUUAGCUGGUACAAACGGUCAGAGUUUGGGGUUCGUGCGGCGAUAUUCUUUUCUGCCGCAACUGUCUCCGGAGCUUUUGGUGGCCUCCUGGCCGCAGCGAUCUCAAAAAUGGAUGGUGUGGGUGGAAAACCCGCAUGGGCGUGGAUCUUUAUCCUCGAAGGCCUGGCCACCGUCAUUGCGGGAGCCUUGUCCUUUUGGAUUAUUGUAGAUUUCCCAGACACCGCAACAUUCCUGACCGAAACUGAGAGGACUGUGGUCAUCAGACGCCUUCAAAGUGAUGAUCAGUUCAGUGCGGCGGGUGAACAGCUCAAAUGGGGGUAUAUCAAGAAAAGUCUGUUAGACUGGAAGACCUGGGUCGCAAUGAUGGUAUAUACCGGAAGUGAUAUGCCUCUUUAUGCAUUCGCACUUUUCCUUCCAAGCAUCAUUAAUCAGGCAAGCCUUGGUUAUGACGCUACUCCUGCAAAUCUUCUUACCGUCCCGGUAUACGUUUUGGCUUGUAUAGUCACAUGUACAGUCGGCUAUUUAGCUGAUAAGUACGGUCAUCGAGGUUGGUUUAAUCUUGGUUUUUUGUGUCUUGCUGCUGCUGGAUACAUCAUUUUGCUUGUCUCGCGGAAUGCUACACUCUCUUAUGUUGCCGUGUACAUGGCUGCUUGUGGUAUUUAUCCUAAUAUCCCUAACACCGUUGCUUGGGCAUCCAAUAAUGUAGAAGGAUCUUAUAAGCGCAGUGUAUCACUAGCCAUGGUGAUUAGCUUGGGAAACAUUAAUGGUGCCGUUAGCUCGAACGUAUAUCGAGCCAAUCAAACUCCAUGGUAUCCCAUGGGGCACGGCCUAGUGCUCAUGUACAUCUGUUUCGGCUUCAUUGCUAAUGUCACGUAUCAAUACAUGCUGAAGGCGGAAAAUGCACGACGGGACCGCGGUGAACGUGACGAAAUCAUCGAAGGAAUGAGCGGUGGUCUGGAGAUCAAUGGGCGGUUUGCAAGUGUAGAGGAAGCAAAACGGGAGAAGGGAGAUGAAUGGAGUGGGUAUAGAUACACUUUGUAAAGAUUGCUGUCUAUAGACUAGCUGUAACAUGACAUUGGCU
Messenger RNA from Serpula lacrymans var. lacrymans S7.9, 1828 nucleotides. RefSeq lists its product as uncharacterized. Lineage: Eukaryota; Fungi; Basidiomycota; Agaricomycetes; Boletales; Serpulaceae. The record is from RefSeq and is a predicted model, not a curated record. Bases 223 to 1788 code for a protein of 521 amino acids. Gene Ontology annotation, molecular function: transmembrane transporter activity. The transcript is spliced from 14 exons. Gene Ontology annotation, biological process: transmembrane transport. Gene Ontology annotation, cellular component: membrane.